AUGGAGUUCGUCUUGGGAGGCGCCUCGUCCUGCUGUGCCGUGCUGUUCACGAAUCCGUUCGACGUCCUGAAGACUCGCCAGCAGCUGGAAGGUGAACUGAUGGCGAAGAACAGCGUGAAGAAGCGCGCCUAUCGCGGCAUGUGGCAGUCGAUUGUGACUGUGGUCAAGUCGGAUGGACUGCGAGGGUUGCAGAAGGGAUUACCGGCCGCAGCUUUGUAUCAAAUUGCGAUGAACAGCGUACGACUGGGCACUUAUCAGACGGUCGAUAAUUUGGGUUGGACCCGCAGUGAGAGUGCCCUGUUGACGCCGUUCUUAUCGGUGUUUUGGGGAGGGAUUGCGGGGGUGAUCAGCGGAACGGUCUCCUGCCCGAUGUACGUCAUCAAAACCCAAAUGCAAGCCGUCAGCAGCGGGAGCUACACGGCGAAGUUCCAACACAGGCAUGACGGAGUGGUGGCGGCAUUUCGGAGUAUGUACCGCGAAGCUGGAAUCAAAGGAUUAUACCGAGGAUACACGGCCAAUUUGGCACGGGUAGCUAUGGGGUCGUCGACCCAAAUGGCGUCAUUUGCUGCGUGCAAAGACUUUUUUGGGCGGUACGAGCUUUUCCAGGAAUCGGUAGUUCUGACCGCGAUAGCUGCAAGCUCAGUGGCUGGAUUCGGCUGGAAAUUUAUCGAGCCGAGGGUAUUCACGGAAUGUACAAAGGAUUCUUCCCGUUGUACUUGCGGGUAG
Armigeres subalbatus is the source of this 726-nucleotide messenger RNA. RefSeq names its product solute carrier family 25 member 35-like. The record is from RefSeq and is a predicted model, not a curated record. The transcript has a single exon. NCBI's taxonomy places the organism in Eukaryota, Metazoa, Arthropoda, Insecta, Diptera, Culicidae. Bases 1 to 726 code for a protein of 241 amino acids.